UCUGACGCUGAGGCGGGGAAGUUGGGAGGGGGGAACGGGGGACGGGGGACGGGAACGCGCGCGCGGAAGUGCGCGCUCGUCCGCGCAGCCCGGCUGCGUACAGUAGUGACGGCCGCGCGGGAGCGAUCACAUGACCUCAGCGGCUGCCUGUACAGUAAGACCCCAAUAUGGCAGCGGCGUUAGCAGUGGCAACAGCAGCAGGACCGGCCGCCCCGUAGACCCCCCUCCACCCCGCCACCGCGCGCCUCCGUGGCGUGGCCGCGUCUCCGCUGAGCUGCUUCUCCGGUCCGACUUCCCCUUUUCUCCCACCUUUCCCCGCCCCGCGGGAAAAGCCGUGCAGGGCGCAGCAGGCAAGGGAAGGCAGCCGGAGCCGGGGCACGGAAGCCUCCCAGUCAGUUCCGGACCCGACAUGAGGGAAAAGGGCCGUAGGAAGAAGGGCAGGACCUGGGCGGAGGCCGCCAAGACGGUCUUAGAAAAAUACCCCAAUACACCUAUGAGUCAUAAAGAAAUUCUUCAAGUUAUCCAGAGAGAAGGACUAAAGGAAAUCAGUGGGACUUCCCCUCUUGCUUGCUUAAAUGCAAUGCUCCACACAAACUCCCGAGGUGAAGAGGGCAUCUUCUAUAAAGUCCCAGGUAGAAUGGGAGUAUAUACUUUGAAGAAAGAUGUGCCAGAUGGAGUGAAAGAGCUGUCAGAAGGUUCAGAAGAAAGCAGUGAUGGUCAGUCAGAUUCUCAGAGCUCUGAGAACAGCAGCAGCAGUGAUGGCGGCAGCCACAAAGAGGGGAGAAAGAGCAGGUGGAAGAGGAAAGUACCAUCUAGACUGUCACAGCCAUCCUCUCCCCAGUCAGGCUGCCCAUCACCUACCAUUCCAGCAAGUAAAGUCAUUUCUCCAUCACAGAAGCACAGCAAAAAGGCAUUGAAGCAGGCCCUGAAGCAACAACAGCAGAAGAAGCAGCAGCAGCAGCAGCAGCAGCAGCAGCAGCAGCAGCAAUGCAGGCCAAGCAUGUCCAUCUCCAAUCAACACCUCUCUAUCAAGACUGUCAAAGCAGCUGGGGACCCUCUCCCUGCCAAACCUGCCCCGUGGGAAGGAAAGCAGUCUGAUGGACAGUCCAGCAGUCCCCAGAGCUCACACUCCACUUUCUCCUCCACAGUGAGAGUGGACAACUCUCUUCUAGCCUUGGGGAAGAAGUCUUUCCAGAGGUCGGACAGACUCCACACAAGACAGAUGAAAAGGACUAAGUGUGCUGACAUUGAUGUUGAGACACCCGACUCCAUUCUGGUUAAUACUAAUCUUCGAGCACUGAUUAACAAGCACACCUUUUCAGUUCUUCCUGGAGAUUGCCAGCAGCGCCUGCUUUUACUGCUUCCAGAGGUGGAUCGGCAGGUUGGUCCAGAUGGUUUGAUGAAAUUGAGUGGCUCAGCCCUUAACAAUGAGUUCUUCACUUCUGCAGCUCAAGGCUGGAAGGAAAGGCUCUCAGAAGGCGAAUUUACUCCUGAAAUGCAGGUGAGAAUUCGGCAAGAGAUUGAGAAGGAGAAGAGAGUAGAGCCAUGGAAGGAACGAUUCUUUGAAAGCUACUAUGGGCAGAGUUCUGGCUUAAGCCUUGAAGAUUCACAGAAACUGACAGCUUCCCCUAGUGAUUCCAAAGUAAAGAAAACCCCAGCUGAGCAACCAAAAUCCUUAUUUCCUUCAGAGGCCUCUCCUGUCAGAAUCAUCCCAGUAGUUCCUCAGUCAGAGUGUAAAGAAGAAACAGUGCAAAUACUCUCACCAUUCAGAAAAGAAGAAAGCCAAGACGAGGCACCGCCAACCUCUAAAUCCCCAGAACCCAUCCUUGCAUCAGCCAGCAAUACAAGUGAGUUUAUUACCAUGAAGUCCACCAAGUGCCCUGAGGAUGAGGGGCUCUUAGAGCAGAAGCCAGUUGUCUGUGCUGAACAGGAGUCUGAGAAAGAAAAUCAUGUCAUCACAACUUCUAACUGUAACAGAAGUGAGAACCAAGAAGUGUUAGCUACAUCCCCAAGCAAAUCUAAAAAUGCUGGGUUAGAAAAACCCGUAACAAAGCCUGUUGAAGAAGCAGGUCCACUGAACCCUGAUAUGAAGAUGCCUCCAGCAACUCUUACUGAUCAGAUCCCAGAAAGUCUCAAAAGGAAAUCUUCUCUUACCCAAGAAGAGGCCACUAGCAGCUGGGAGAAAAGACCACGUAUCACGGAGAAUCACCAGCACCAGCAGCCAUUUCCUGUCUCGCCACAGCCCUUUCUUAGUAGAGGGGACAGAGUCCAAGUGCGAAAAGUACCACCUCUCAAGAUUCCAGUUUCCAGAAUCUCCCCGCUGCUGCUUUCUACAUCGCAGGUCUCUCCCAGGGCUCGUUUUCCAGGCUCCAUCACUAGUCCUUACAGAACAGGAGCCAGAACUCUGGCAGACAUCAAAGCAAAAGCCCAGUUGGUCAAAGCACAGAGGGCAGCAGCUGCAGCCGCCGCUGCAGCUGCUGCAGCCGCCUCAGUUGGAGGGACCAUUCCAGGACCUGGCCCUGGGGGUGGACACAGCCCAAGAGAGGGUGGGGAAAGCAAAGCUGCUGGAGGAGGAAGUCCAGGCUCAGACAGAGCCAGUGCAACUGGAAAGGGUCCCACACUGGAACUGGCAGGAACUGGAAGCAGGGGAGGUCCGAGAGAGCUUUUACCAGGUGGUCCCCAACCUGAGACCAAUGCACCAUGCCAAGCACAGCCUCCUGGUGUCUCUGGAGCACAACUACAGCAAACCUCCUCAGUGCCUACAGCACUUGCCAACAGUGGAACAUGCACAAGCAUCCCAUUACCACCCCACAUAGAGAAAUCAAACAGGGAAAAACCGGAACCCCCCAAGGUAACAGCCACAGCAGCCUCUCCUUGCCACCCUCAAGAUCUGAGUAGUUGCAGACAGGAGAAAGCUCCUUCUCCAGAAGGGCCUGCUCUGAUCUCAAGAGCUUCACCUGUUUGUUUUGUAGCUGAUGGCACAGUUGAGCCCACAGCAGGUUCUAGUAAGAAUGCACCAAAGCCUUCAGCCUCAGCAAAGGCAGCUGCUUCUGCUCGACUGGAUCUGACUUCCCCCGCUGUAACAUCCCUGGUGACAACAGCCAGUUUAGAAAAACUCUCUGUAGCCCAGGUCAGUGGAACUUCAGGACCUGCUGGAGCAGCUUCAUCCUCAAGCACUUCGCCAGCAGCUUCUAGCCUUAAAACCCCAGGAACUUCUGCAAAUAUGAAUGGACCCAUUUCAAGACCAAGUUCUAGUAUCCCUGCUAAUAAUCCUUUAGUUACUCAGCUGCUCCAGGGCAAAGAUGUUCCCAUGGAGCAAAUACUGCCUAAACCUCUCACCAAAGUUGAAAUGAAAACAGUCCCACUGACUACGAAAGAGGAAAAGGGGAUAGGAGCAUUCCCUGGUACCAGUGUGAUGGAAAGUAGCACCAGAGAGGAAGUUAAUGGCAGGCAGGCCUAUCUGGCUAUCCAGCAGCUGGGCAAACCCUUGCAGAGUAAGCAGCUUCCCCAGGUCCCAAGGCCAGUCUUCGAAGCUAAGGACCCGAGGGACUCUUGCAUUGAUGCUCACCAGUACCCAGAAGGACUAAGUAAAACAACUCAAGAUCAGCUUUUUCAGACUCUCAUCCAGAGGGCUCAGAGACAGAGCGUUCUUUCAUUUGUACCACCCUCUCAGUUCAACUUUGCGCACUCAGGUUUCCAGUUGGAAGACGUAUCCACAAGCCAGAAAUUCAUGUUGGGCUUUGCUGGCAGAAGGACAGCCAAGCCUGCAAUGGCAGGUCACUAUUUACUUAAUAUUUCCACCUAUGGCCGGGGUUCAGAGAGCGUCAGGAGGACACAUUCUGUAAAUCCCGAGGAGCGACUUUGUCUAAAUAGCCCUCCUGAAGACUUGAAGAAGGGAUAUGCAGAUUGUAAAAACACAACUGGAGACAGCAGCAGCAGCAGCAGCAGCAGCAGCAGAGAAGAUGAAACUGAUGAAGAGAGUGUGGCAGACGAGCAGGAGCCUGUGUCAGUGAAGGAGGAGCCCUGGGCUUCUCAGAGUUCUGGCAAGCACCCCCACAGUGGGGAAACACCAUCCACCAAUGAUUGUUUAGCCAGCAAGAAUGGUAAGGCUGAGGCCCCAGUGAGUGAGCAAACCACUUUAGGCAAGGAGAAUUACAUAUUCUCUAGAAGCCAGACAUUGGAUGAAAAGACCCUAGCAAGAGAUUUUAUUCAGGCAGCACAGAAACAGAUGGCUCACGCAGUGAGAGGUAAGACGGUGUGUAGCAGCCCUGAGCUUUUCAAGUCAACUGCUCUUUCUCUCCCUGCAGACAGUCCCACGCAGCAGCCUCUCCUCCUUCCCCCUCUGCAAACCCCCAAAUUGUAUGGAAGCCCCACACAGAUAGGGCCAAGCUAUAGAGGCAUGAUCAAUGUCUCCACCUCAUCAGACAUGGACCAUAGCUCUGCUGUACCAGGUAGCCAGGUAGCCAGCAAUGUAGGAGAUGUUAUGUCAUUUUCCGUGACUGUCACUACCAUCCCUGCUAGCCAAGCUAUGAAUCCCAGCAGCCACGGCCAGACACUUCCUGUGCAGGCCUUUCCUGAUGAGAACAGCAUCGAGGACACACCUUCAAAAUGUUACUGCCGCUUGAAAGCCAUGAUCAUGUGCAAAGGAUGUGGAGCUUUCUGUCACGAUGACUGCAUUGGCCCCUCCAAACUGUGCGUCUCCUGCCUCGUCGUUCGGUAAUGAGACUACAGCUGUGUAAAGGAGGGGAAGGGAGGCUUAACAAGACAUGGUCGUGCACCCUUUGAAAUCACAGAAAUAAAGUUGCAGUUGUCUCAAGAGACGUUAAUCAGGAAUGCAGAAUGCAGGUCUUCAGAUUUACAGGAAGAGCACCUUGUAUAGUAAGUCUUAGUCGAGUAAGGACUAUGAAUUGGUGACAAGUUUGCACUUAAAAAAUCAUGUAAAUAUGUCACAUUUUGUUUUAACAUUGUUUUCCAAGGAUUUAGGUAAUGAUGUGUUAACUUUACAUUCAGAUGUAUGUUCCAUUUCUUUUGACUCUGAAAAUAGUUGAGUGGUGUGCAUGGUGAAAGAUAACUGUGCCUCCGGCCUUUCCCAGGGUGGGGAAAAGGGAAGAGUGGUCAGGAGGUGACCAUCAUGCUGGUUAUGUCUGCACAGGCUGGCUGCAGGUUCUUCACAGAUAACAUGCCUCUGACAGAUUUGGAUUGCGGCUUUACUCAUCCUUUUGCUUUAGGUGGAACCAUUUUAAGUGGAAUUUUUAAAAAGGUAUUAACUUCCCAGACAGUGUUUUUGAUCCUGACAGUCCUGGCUGAGCUUUUGGUCCAUGAAUCAGUACUGUUGUCAAGCAGAGCUCUGCUGUUUCCUAGUCAGUGCAAGUUAUUUAAGAAGGACUCCUCUAUUAGUCUAGUUGUCAUGGCAUUAGUUCCAGCAAUAAUACAUCCUGACACUGUAUCAUUCCUGGGCUCCCACAGACAGGUCUGAAAUACCAGUGUAAAAGAAAAUGCACACACACAUUAGUGAUUGGGGUGUGUGUGUGUGUGUGUGUGUGUGUGUGUGAACUGUGUCUUGUUGGCGAAGGGGAAUGAAGAAACAGCUGAAACUUAACCUUCAGGAAUUGGAAAAGUGAUUUUAACACUGGACACAAAAUACUUUCUUUUCCUCGUCUCUCAAACCAUUCCAGGUAGAAAGGCUCUGUAGUGGUACCUCUUUGCUCCUUUGACAUCCCAGGCAUGAGAGAUGGAUGCAGUGAUCUUAUGCCAUCCUACCACAGCACAUGUUUGCACCCCACACGUGGAGAAAGAAGACAGUGUGCUGCUUUAGAAAGUGAGUCUACUGUUCUACAGUUUCUGCUCUCAGGACAGCCGGGAUGCCCAAUGGGAAAGAAGGGGCAUUAUGAGUGACUAAUCAAUUAUCUGGCUGUGAAAUUUUACAAUUUUUCUUUCUUUUUGAUGAUUAUUCUUAAAAUCCUUUUCUAGCACUCUGGAGGCAGAGGCAGACUGAUCUCUGAGUUCAAGGCCAGCCUGGUCUUCAUAAUGAGUUUCAGGACAGCCAGGGCUAUAUAAAGAAAUCCUGUCUCCAAAAACAUAAAUAAAUAAAUUAAAGAAGUCUGUUUAAAAAAUAAAACAAAAAUAAAAAACCUCUAGUUGGUGGACAUAGUGACACAUACUUUUAAUCACAGCACUUGGGAGUCAGAGUCAGGUGGACUUCGGUGAGUUGAAGUCCACCUAGCAAGUUCAGGGUACACAAUAUGACACUGUCUUUAAAACAAACAAACAAGCCGGGUGGUGGUGGUGCACACCUUUAGUCCCAGCACUCGGGAGGCAGAGCCAGGCGGAUCUCUGAGUUCAAGGCCAGCCUGGGCUACAGAGUGAGAUCCUGGACAGGCACCAAAACUACACUGAGAAACCCUGUCUUGAGAAACAAAACAAAACAAAACAAAAAAUGAACUAGUUACAACCUUUAAGCAAAUACUUCUAAGUUACAGUUAAAGACAGUUUCAGGAAAACAUCAGUUCACCAGGUGUUUUGAUAUCAAGUAGUCUGUAUUGUUUGAUUUCAAGUCUCCUAUUUGAAGUGUGUGAUGUAAUACUACAGCCCAGUACAGGUGGGUUUCAAAAGCUAUUUAUAAAAACUCAGGACAAUUUAACCCUGUCACUUACAUCCCAGGAAAGGAGACAGUAAUGUGUUUGCCCGCCCACCUUGUGGUGCUCACCCCUGGCCAUCCUGCUUCCUGCAUCACACACAUGUGCUUCCUUAGUCCUUGCUCCAGACUCUGAAACUCACUCUUCCUUUUUCUUUCCUGCUCUCAUGGCCCUAAACAAUUCCAGGCUUAAACUCUGUGUUCCAGAACCAGUCAGGACAGUAUGAUGUCUUUCCAUCUCCCCUUUACUCCAGUGGAGGCACAGCUGAGAGAGAAGAAAGGCUGCAAGGAUUCCGGGUUAAGAAGUGAGUGUGUUCUGAAGUGAAGGAUCAGUAGGAAAUAGAAGCCAAGGUUACGCUCCCAAACCUUCAGGACCUUGGGUAGUCCCCAUGGGACCUUAAAAGACCCAUAGCUGAGUAGUCUUCUUGUCUAGCCUGCUGGAAGAGAAAUUCAGAAUGGACGUCAUGCUGAAUGUCAGUGGCUAGUUUGUAUUGGUGAAAGUAAUUUUUCUACCUUCUACCUUGCUCACUAGAAAGGUUUUGCUCCAUGGGUCCCUUAAUCUGAGAAUAGAUGGACAGGAGGAAGACAUUAGGGACCGUCAGGUCCAUUUAAAGAGGAAACCACAUUGUUCCUCUGCUCUUGAUCCAAAGCCAGGCCAUAUAGGGCCUAAGUAUUGCUCUUCAUCUGACUCCACUAAGUAACACCCAGCUAAUUUGCAUUCUGCUAUUCCAAAAGCAGAACUUGCCAGCUAGGUACACUGCCUCAGACUUGAAAAAAAAGAAUUUUUUCCAUAGAUUGAAAAUAUAUUAAAUAUGAAUCUAUUUAAAUGGUUUGUUUUAAAACACGGUUCCAGGUAGAAGAGGAAUCUCCAUCUUAUAAAUGAACAGAAAAGAAAAAUUUGUCUGGCCCUUUAAGUUGAAUUUGGUAUUCCAGUACUUGUUAACACAUUUUUUUAUCAUAACUUUUAAAUUAUUUUACCUUAAAAUUAACACUGAAGUGGUUCGAUAAGUGUUAAGCUUAUCCUUUGGACUUUAGGUGGUGAAGUUUUAAAUAUCAUACCUGAUACACAUGCCAGUGUGCCCCUCCAGCCUUCAGGUAACCACUUGUGCAAGUCACCUCUGGGAGAGUAUUUGUGACAUGUCAUCUCAGGGUCAGUUAAGUGUUCUCAGCUGCCUAAGUAGAACACUCCCUGAAUCAUAAAGGAUUUUUUAAUAAUCAGAACUCUUUAUCCUAUUAAUUUAAGGGGCAGAACACAAAUAACCUGGAGUCGUUUGCCCUGCUUCAGUUCCUUAACCCCUGUGCUCAAGACACUGAAGCUGUCUCCGAUGUUCUGUGUAGCAUUUCUUAAGAGUAAGAGCUGGCAAAUGAGGGAGCUUUUCUUGGGGUGGGGAGGCUGCACUUCCUGGGUGUAGAGAUGUGGAUAUUUGAGACCCUGUCUCAAAUGUAGAUUAACAGCCAAAGGAAGACUUCACUGCCUUCCAGGUGAAGGUAUGAUGUCCUGCAUAGAACAGGCCCAUCAGUUACCAUUCUGAUUGCUCCCUACUACUUCCCUCCACUUCAGGAAAUCUUAAUAAGCUCUUCGAUUAAGUUGUUUGUUAGAAUGAGGGACUUCCUUUGGUCGUUAUACUGCAGUUUGUUUUAGAGCUCAUUGUUAAUGAGCAGUGGCAGUUUUUUUUCUGACUUCACAUAACGAGAAGGAAGCGUCCCAUUGCAUUACAACAGUGUGUGCAAGUGGGAAGCUUGGCCAUGGGUAGUUUGCAGCUCCAUUUAUAGAACAGUCCAAAGAGACUUUGCAAAACAUGAUGACAGGCAGGGACCUUUUCCUAUGUGUUUCAAUACCUACAAACCUAUUGAACAGAACAGUAGGUAGACAUUUCCUAAAGCUGAAGCAAUAGCUUCAUAGAGUCUUGGUUACUUUAUUUUUUUUAAUGCUUUACAUUUGAUACAACUAUUAAAGAUCGAUUUUAAAAUAACUUUCCAGUAAUAUAUUUUAAGUAAUAUAUAUUUUAAUAUCUAUGUAAAAAGUGACGGUGGAAGACUGAGUUUCUCAUAUAUGGUAUGUUUAAUGUAGGAUCUCACUGUUAAGGCACAAAUUAUUUCAAAGAAGUUACUCUAAAAACACUCAGAUUAUUUCCCAAAAGAAAAGAAAAAGAAAAAUGCAAUAAGGGGAAUGAUUUGGGGGCUUUAUUUUUUAUUUUAAAAGAAAAUUGACUUAUUUACCACAAGCUAUUUUUUUCUCUCUGGUGAUAAGGUUUGUACAGACUGGUUUGGUAAAUGCUAAAUUUUUGUGUCUUUUGCCUUUUUAAAGGAAUUGUUAACAUUGGAAUUGAGGGUAUGUACAGAGAAGUUGGUGUCGACGCCAUUUAAUAAGUCAUAUUUUUUCACAAAUAAGGAAAAAUCAUUUUAAUAAGAAUUUUAAGUAUUUGCAAUAAAUAUGUAUAUAGAUUGUAUGUAUUCAUAUAUUAUUUUUCAUUUUAUUAUUAAGUAAAAGAUAAUUAAAAGUGAAAUUUAAAACCUUGUAGUUUUUGAUGAAUCUUGAGAGCUCACAUCUGAAUGUGACAUGGGGAAGGGCCCUCAAAUAGUUGCCUUAAACAGGUUAUGGGGAGGUCACCACAGACUGGGGAAGAGCAACUGAGGAACUUGGACAUAAGUCAGGGUAGUAUAUUUGAGAACGUAAGUAAAAAUAUGAAACCUCCAUCGUUUAUGUCUUGUGUUUUCGACCUCCUCUGUUCUUCUACCCACCUUAACGUCACUGAAGAGUGAGAAAACAGUAGUCUGUUGUAGUGUGCCUCGUUUCUUCUAACACCAAGGAAGGUAAGAAGGUGUGUUAGGGGAAACAGGCUUUUCUUUACAGUGAUGGAUGCUUUGUUAGAUGUUGCUGUCAUACCAGGCCCUGGGGAUGUUGAAGAACCAGCUGCUCAAAGAUAGAGAAGGCUUGUUUUCUGUUGUUUAGUCAUUCUCCGAGGUGAGUUUCAUAGCCAGAUUCAUGGCCUGCUUGACUGAUCUGGGCACGUGGAAGCUGGAUCUGCAUCAGAAGACCAUCUGUGUUGAUUAGGUCGUGUUUCCACAUGAUUGUGAGGAUAGCUUGUGUCAAGAAGAGCAUUUAGGGAAAUGAGCAGUGGCAGAAGUAUGAAGUUAAUUGUCUUGGGUACCACACCUGGAUUACUUUUGAAUCAAAGAGAACUCACUUGUGGUUGUAAAAUAAAUGAUUUUAGGGUAUAAUGGGGAGAACAGAAUAUCUACAUAGAUGAUCUUAGGGAUGAAGAUAGAUCUCCUGUUGUAUAAAAUGGGUAAUGAAGGGCUGGAUAGAAUUCAUUGAUGCAAGUGCGCCCACCUGCUCUUCCUCCUGUAUGCUGGGGUUAAAGGUCUGUGCCACCAAGCCUGUCUGCGUAGCUUUUUAAAAGUAACUUGAAGAUCCCAACAUCUGAGAUGGGUAAAAACAUUGAAGUUAGUUCAGCCAUCCAAGAGGAUGGUCUUCCAGAUCUCAGUGAAAGUACUAUUUCUAAAAUAAAUUUCUUGGGGCCUUGAAAGAGCUCAGUGAAAGCACCUGCUGCCCAAGCAUGAGGACCCAACCGCAGGACCCCAGAACCCAAAUAGAAGGUGCAUGUUGGUGGCAUUUGCCUGUAAUAAUACCAGCUCUUAGGGAGGUGGAGCAAGUCUGAUCUGGAGCUUCCCUAGCCAGUUAAGCUCCAGAUUCAGUGAGAAAACCCUGUCUCCAAAAAUAAGGUGGAGAUUCAACUGAGGAGAACAUUCCAACAUGAGCCUCUAUGCUCUCCAUGUGCCCAUGCAGGCAAGUGCACUUGAAUACAUGUGUGCACACACAAAGGAAAUUCGUUAACUCGGGACAUCUGCGUCAUAAUUCCUACUCAUGAAAGCAAUGAAGGUGAGACAUUUAAGUGUAUUGUGUCCAUUAAAAUAACUACAAUUAAGUAAUAGUGCUUAUUGAGUUCAGUCACUUCAUAAGCAAAAUCCAUAUUCAUGUGAUAUGGGACUCUGCUUCCCAGAGUCUUAGAAACCUAUAUUCGUUGCUUUUCUACACUACUUUAUCUUAACUGAUUUUAAGUCACAUUGAACAUUUCAGGCCUUUUCUAUGUAAAUCUUGUUACUUAAGUAUUUAUUGUGUGCUCAGCAUUGCUAAAAUGCAGGUUAUGCAAGAAUAAGAAGAAAUUCAUCAUAAUGGUUCUUCCUAAAAUUGCAGCCAUGCAGCACUGGCUGUAGUUUUUAGUGUUCAAUUAAUCAGUGCUGUGUUUCCCAAAAUAAGUAUCCAUGAGUUGUAACAUAGAGGCUUUGAGCACUGGACAAAGCAGUACUGACAUGAAGAAAAGAUACUCUAGAUGGAAGCAGCUACUGUAGUCCUAAGGUGCCACCUUAAUAGAUGGACCUUUUGGGAUCAUUGGAAUACAGAGGGACAGUCUAAAUAAACAGCUUAAGCAAAUGCAGCUUUAGGGAACUUUUAAACCUUGUUUCAUUUUUUGCUGAGAAGAAACUGAGUCCUUUCAUUUGAAUUCUUGUGUCCUUGGUUUUUCUCCAUAAUGAAUGGAUAGGGUCACUUUAAUAGGUAGUCUUAAUAUUGUAGAAUUGCCCUAAGUCACAGAAUGAUAAUACACUUCAGCCUUUUUCCCUAGGCCCAAGUCCUAAUUCUUUAGGACUUGCUGGGAGGUAAAAAGUCUUUGUCAGUACUUGCUCUUGAAUUUUUCUUACCUCUUGUCUUUAACCAGAUGUGUGGGUUCACAACCUGAUUUCUGUAUGCCAAAAUACCUGCAUCUACACAUCUACACUUCAAAGGGAUGCUCAGUGUGUUUCCCCAUGUGUGUUUCCCACGCUCUGUCCAGGACACUUGCUGCACCUGGGACAUUUCACAGAAGAUAGCCUGUAGACUGAGGAAUGGGUACUUCCGUAUCCAGUAGCUUUCACCCUUCCGCUAAGAAGAGGAGUUCCCAGAAGGCCUUUAGAACAAGAGGAGACCUGGAAAAGCCAGAUGAUCAGUUGUGGAGGCUGGCGGUGACUAGAUAGUGCCUUCUCCCAGGCCUCAGGCUCAGUUUUCUUGUUCUCAAAAGUCAAGCUGAGGGGUAGAAAUAAAAGUCAAAAGCUUGAUUUUCAUCUUAACUGCAAAACUUAAAGGAUCCCUUGGGGAGAAGGGUAAACCAAGAUGUGGUUUUCAAUGGAGCCGAGUGCCUUACUCUUUCACAAGCACUAUUAAAGGAUUGCAGGUUCAUUUAACACCAGUCAACCAUGAGUGCUGCAUGGACUAAAAGAACAGUCUUCUGUGAAUUAUGGCAGGGCUUGCACCUCUGUGUCUGUAUCUGAACUUUAUGAACAGUUUAUUAGUCUAACCUAAGCCAACACUCAGUUUUACUAAAUUUAAUCAAGGUUUUUCUGAAUAUCUGAAGAUAUGCUAGAAUUUAUUUCACACAUAGCCUGGGUCUUUCGUAUGGAACAUGUAGAAUAUAAAGUUAAUUUAAAGACAAGAGUCUAAUGGUUUGAAAUUACCUAGAGUUUAGGACUGAAAUUGGAGUUUCCCCUUGAAGUUAGCAAUCCUUUUGCAGUCAAGUUUUCAGGCAGUAUUAACAUUUAAAGACUUCAGUAGUGACCCUGCUGAACCUGUAUGGCAUCACUUUAGCACAUCUACAUGGAGUUCUGCUAGAAUCACUGGCUGGUCACCAGUGGCCAGAGGAGAGGGACGAAAGGUAGCAUGCCUGAAAUUCCCAGCAAUUGGCAGGUGAAAGCUGGAAGAUGAGUUCAUGGUCAUCUGCAGCUAUGGCAAGCUCAAGGCCAGGCUGGGCUGCACGAGACUGUCUCACGAGGGAAUGUCCUGGGCUGGGAAUGUGAUGGCUUCAUCAAACUUGUUCUCAGAAAGAUACAUGAGACUUCUUGAACAUGUGAUAGAUCUAGAGUACACAACAAAUGAAUCUCUAGAAGUUAAAAAGCCUUCUGUAGCCGUAAGUGCUUUGAUGUGUUUUCAGAACUCCUAAUUGGGUUUCUCUGCACACCCUUCACCAGCACCAAGAGAAUCCGAACAGAAGAGAUGGCCUUAGCAUUAGACUUGUUGACCGAAGUCUUUGUGCAUGUAGGCCUCAGCACUUUGACAUACGAACAGUCUGACUUUCAACUCCACACUAUUGUCUGUUCCUCUCACUUUCUACUCUUCCUUUUAUUGGUACUAUAGAAGCUGUCUUCUUGAAAGUCAAUGUAUGAUACGGUUCUGUCUUAAUGACUCCUGUUGAAUAAAGGCAUACACUUUCACUCUCA
Messenger RNA from Peromyscus californicus insignis, 12883 nucleotides. RefSeq names its product ASXL transcriptional regulator 2 (gene Asxl2). Gene Ontology annotation, biological process: animal organ morphogenesis; positive regulation of transcription by RNA polymerase II. Gene Ontology annotation, cellular component: PR-DUB complex. Gene Ontology annotation, molecular function: peroxisome proliferator activated receptor binding; DNA binding; chromatin binding. Bases 131 to 4720 code for a protein of 1529 amino acids. The transcript is spliced from 12 exons. NCBI's taxonomy places the organism in Eukaryota, Metazoa, Chordata, Mammalia, Rodentia, Cricetidae. The record is from RefSeq and is a predicted model, not a curated record.